Messenger RNA from Physella acuta, 1643 nucleotides. RefSeq names its product HAUS augmin-like complex subunit 4. Gene Ontology annotation, molecular function: microtubule minus-end binding. Gene Ontology annotation, cellular component: HAUS complex. Gene Ontology annotation, biological process: spindle assembly; centrosome cycle. The record is from RefSeq and is a predicted model, not a curated record. NCBI's taxonomy places the organism in Eukaryota, Metazoa, Mollusca, Gastropoda, Physidae.
CUAGCUACUAGAUCUAGUCUAGAUCUAGAAGCUAGAUUCCAUUUCUAAAUCAAGAUCUAAUCUAGAUCUAGAUCUAUAUUUCAGAUUCUAAACUAGUAUUGUGAUCUCAGUUGAGUAGGACUGAUCUAGCAGCCUGAAAAAAGCAUGUCAUAUUUUCAAGAUUCAUGGCCUAUACUGAUGAGUGAGGAAGAGUUAUCCAAGUACCCACAGUUCACUUCCCUUCUUACACGCUUAGGAGAUAAAUUGACACCUAAUGGAUGUAGUUAUCAUGUGCAGAAAAAAAUGGAUCUGGCCAAAAGAACUAUCACUCAAUCUCGUUACAACUGGCUAAUGAAUCAUGUAAUUUAUCAUGAGCUUUAUGAACUUUUGACAGACUUGGAUGUCAGAGGUCAAGAAGGUACACUUUCAUUGGAUGAAAAACAGUUUCAUCAAGUUUUCACAAAGACAAUGUCAUACAACGAGAUACCUGACUAUCUGCAUUUCCUUCCAAGUCUCACCUCCAAGUCCACUCUUUUUGGGUUAUCUGAAAGUGACAUCAAACGUCACAAUCCUGUCUCAAAUCAUCUUGAAGAAUUCCAACAAGUUGUCAUCCCCAUGCUGGAAGAAAAACUGAGAAAGAAAUGUGAAGAUCUGUAUAACUUCUAUGACCCAAGCAAAAGUCAAGAAUCAACUUCUGAUCGUCUGCUAGUAGCCAAAGCCACCUCACUUCCUGCUUUAGUUGAACAGAAACAGCAGACGUUAAAUCAGAUGAAGCUUGACAUCAAGAAAGACAGAAUAACCAGAGAAUUUUGGACAUACUACCAGAAAUUAUUGGAGAGCCUGUCCAUCAUGGAAACAAUAAUCAAAGAAUACAAGUUUGUCCAUCAGUCAAACGCUGACGAGGUGACUGUGGAGUGGUUGAAGGCGAGGUGUGAUGCUCUCUGUUUAAAAGUCAGACUGACACAGCUACAAAUACUCUGCGAUACAUACACAACAGAAUCUGUCAAAGCACUGAGGAAAAUUGGAGAACACUUGGACAAUGAAAUCAAACAAACAGAAACUGAACUGACAAGCACAACCCAGUCUCUCCAAGCCUACCACGCCAUUGGUGUGGAGUUCAAAACUCUGGUCGGACACUACACCCAGCUGCAGAAAGAGAUUGAGAACAGGAGAUGGGGGCUGGAACAGCUGAUGAAAGGAGGGGAAGGAAAGGAGGAGGGGGCUAUAGCACCUCAGUCAUCUCCUGCCAGUAUUUAUAGCACAGGGCAAGCUACUGGGGAAAAAUCUAGCACUGAGCUGUCAGGGGACGUAACUAGACCUUUUGGGGGAAAUAACCAACAUUUAAAACCACUGCCUAAAAAAGUUUCUUUUGAUGAUGGUUAUCCUUUAAAGCCACCAGGAACAGAAAAUUAAUAUUUACAUUCUUUUUUUAAUGCAGUUUGAAGUUUUUAUAUAGUAUUAAUUUUAGGUUAAAUGAAAUUCAGGUUUAAAUUUUUUUAACAAUUAUUUUUCCAGCCUUAGGGAAUUUUUUACUAUGUAAACAAAAGCUUUUUUUAAUAAUCACAUUCUUGACAGUAUUUGGAAGCAGUUUAAUAAUAUGCUCAAUCAAUUAGAUACAGUUAAAACAAAGAUGUAUAUUCUUGUUUAUUGUUUGUACAAAAAUU